ACGUGAUCGCUCCGCCGCCUGUUGGUCUUUCACAGUUGGCGACGGAGACUGGCAAUGGCCUCGAGAUUACCCGUGUGUACGAAUUACCCGAGUAGAUGACGACGAUGAGCUUGUUAAAUCCGUUUAACACAAGACAAACAGUUGUCUUCACCUAAAUCCCUGCGGAGUGAAAGACAAAACAGUACAACCAACCGCUAAACAACAAACGACAUAGCGCACAGCCUCGGAUUUUCCGCGGGGCUCUCAAGCCACUAUGGAGGAUAUCAACUCAAACAUCAACGCGGAUUUAGAAGUGCGGAAGCUACAGGACUUGGUAAAGAAACUCGAACAGCAAAAUGAACAGCUUCGGAGUAGAUCUACUCUCCUGUCUUCAUCUGGAGCGUUGUCAGCGAAUAACAGACCCCUCAGUGCGGGAUACGACUCACCCCUGUCAGCUGGAACAGGGCUGGCCGGCUUUACUGGGGUGGGGUUCGGUGGAACCGGUGGCUACAGUGGGAUUUUGGAAAAUUCCCGAUGUUUAAGCCCCAGAUUAUCUUACGAUGGCAUCAGUUUCAGAAAAGCAUACGAGGCCGAGGGGGCAUCGGCUGCCACCUCGUACCCCGGACUCAACUCAUUCUUCACUGACGCAGAGGACUUUAUGGAUGACGCGGGUGAAACUUCUAUUCUGGACGAGGUUGAAAUACUUGAUCUCGAGGACAUGGAUUGUCUGAACGAGGAAGAGGACAGCUGGCUGUACGAGGCCAAGGUGAGCAGCCCGCUGCAGAAGGCCCUGAGCCCCAUCGUGUGGUGUCGUCAGGCCCUGGACAACCCCAGCCCCGACAUGGAGUCAGCCAAACGCUCCCUGCGCCACCGCCUGGACCUCACCAUGACAGCUAACAAGCGUCGGAGCCUGUACGGCAGCCCCUACUCUGCUCCGGGGGGCUACGGAAGCCCGUACAGCCCAAACCCAGCCAGCAGCCCCUGCAGCAGCGGCUUCCCCUCGCCCUCCUCCACACCCUGCCGGGGGCCCGUCGUCAGGCAGACCCUCCUGUUCAGCAACGCAGGUCACCAGCGGGGGGCAGCAGAGAGGAACCCCCCGGCGCUGAGCCCCCAGAGCUCGGUGGACAGCGAGCUGAGCACGUCUGAGAUGGACGAGGACUCUGUGGGCUCCACCACCACCUACAAGCUCAACGACGUCACCGACGUGCAGAUCAUGGCGCGCAUGCAGGAGGAGAGCCUGCGUCAGGACUAUGCCGCCACGGCGUCCAGGCGUAGCUCCGGUUCCUCCUGCCACUCCCUCAGGCGGAGCGCCUUCAGCGACCAGGAGCUGGACGCCCACAGCCUGGAGGACGAGGAGGAGGCCCACCCGGCCUUCCACCUGCCCUCCUCCUCCGCCCGCUUCUCCCCCUCCCCGCGCGCCUCCCCCCGCGCCUCCCCCCGCUCGCGCUCCCCCGCCCGCUCCCUGGACCACGGCCACGGACGCGGCUCCCCGCAGCCGAUCAUCAGCCGGCUGCAGCAGCCACGCCACUCCCUGCAGGGGCACGGGGGAGACACGCAGACCAGCGUGGUGAAGAACGAAGAGAAGUUGAGGCGUAGCCUCCCUAACCUGACUCGGCCCAACCCGGCCCAGCAGGAGUCCAACAACAGGAGCUGUGAGACCAGCCUACACAACGGAGGCUCCCCCCGACACCAGAACCAGUCUGCUAGCCAGCUCAGGUAUCACGCCCCCCCUCGCUCCUCCCCGAAAACCAAGCAGCAGCUACAGAGCCCAUCAGCACUACAAGUCUCCUGUUGCUUUGGAGAAGAAGGGGAUUUUAUGCCCUCCCCCAGCAAGCUGCGGAUCCCCGCCACGCCCUCCCCCCUGGCCCUGAGGCAGCCCGUCAAGGCUCCCUCCACGCCUGGCUCCGCCCCUGGCUCCGCCCCUGGCUCCGCCCCCGGCUCCGCCCCCGGCUCCGGGACGUCGACGCCCACGCGGUCCCUGGCCCCGCCCCGCAGUGGCUUGCCCCGCCCCAGCGCCUCCACGGGAGGAGGGGGGGGAGGAAUACCCUUGCCACGCAGCAAGCUGGCUCAGCCCGUACGCAGGUCUCUGCCGGCCCCCCGGACCUACAGUGGGGUGAGAGACGCCAACUGGAAGGAAGGCUGUUACUGAGCCCAGCAGAGGGCGCUCUCCUCCACCCAGCAGCCCGACCAGGCAGACAAUACAACACGGCACUUUAUCCACCAGGAAAUACUUCUACCAUGAGCCUGGAGGGAUGCGAAACCCGCACAGACUGACUCUGUGGUCAGGAGGAGAGCCGUGUGAGGAGAAGGAGGGGAAGAGGAGGAGGAGGUGUCUGGAGAGGCCAGCCAGCCCCCAGAUGCCACAGAAAAAGAAAGGAGACGUGUAAAGAAGAAGGCAGCAGCGCUCCAGUCCCUCCACCAGAGGGCGCCAGGUCCUCUGCCGGCUGCAGCCGUCACUCAGUCAACCGAUGAAUCAAUAAAUCACACUAUGCUUCUCUUCCUCCUUCUCCCUCUCUCCAUCACCUCAUCUCUCCCCUCCCUUCCUCUUUCGUCCAUCACUCCCCCUCUUUGUCUUCUCCCCCCUCCAUCACCCCCCCUCUCUCUCUUCCCCCCCCACAACCAUCCCCUGCCCCCCCCUGUUCCCCGUCGUUCAGGUCCUCAGGUUAACGUAUCUGUAAACGUUUCUCUCCUUGUGUUGUGUGUUGGACAGAUGCAUUUAGAGAUCAAUACGAAUCUGUGCAGGUGAAAUGUUCCGAGAAUUGAUGUUUUGAAAAGUAAAUGCAUCUCUUAAUGGUUGUGGUGUCAAAAACAGAGUGUUCCUCUUGUGAGUCAGACAGAAUGUAUUCCAAAGUUGUUUUGUUUUCAGUUAUUUUUGGGUGGGGGUGAUUAUUAUUAUUUGAAUCAUUAUUUAAUAAUUCCCUUCCAAUAUUCAUAUUGAGUAUUUGUUUUGUAUUAUUUUCAAAAGUUUAGAAAAUUUGCAUUUUAAACCUCAACUGCAAAGCUAAUUCUCCAAAGCCUUCUCCCAUGGUGUCAUAGCAGGGUGUCAUAGCAGGGUGUAGCAGAAAGUGACAGGUGAAGUCCAAACCCCUUCCUUGUUACCAAGAUCUGAUUGGACAUCAGAGCAGCCUAACUGCUCCAAUCAGAAACUCGUACAGGUUGAGGUCUACAUCCUGCUCAGCUCCAUCUGCUGCUGCUGUUUUAUACUAGUAGAAGCAUCAACACAGGAAAUAGUCAUACUGAAGUCCCUCAACACAGUAAGUUGUCAUGUUAAACCCCCUCAUGACAUAUUAGUCACAUUGAAGCCCUUCACGACAGGAAGUACACAAGCAACUUCCUGCUGUCCACCCAAUACUUGCAUUGCUUAGUGGGAAUACAUGACAGCAUGUUCAAUAACCAGAAACAAAGAAAUGUUCAGAGUGGCCAUUGCCUCUUGUGCUUUAAAUAUGAAUCACAAAUUGCAGAUUCAUAGAGGGCAGUGUGCCAGAUAUUAUCAAAUAGUGCCUAUAAUUUAGUUAAUUUAAUUAAGUUUCACAUUGUCCUUUUUGUCUGUUGAUGUAUUAUUUUGUGCCAACUUCUUGUUUUGCCAAUAUCAUUUUGAUCAGUGCUUUACUUUGCUUGAUUUUGUUUUUGUCAACAAUACAUUUAUAAUUGCUUUUGAAAAAAGUAUAUGUAUAAUAUGCGCCUUGAUAUUUAUAUCUUGAAAUUACUCUCAUUGUGUAAAUGAACUAUUUAUUAAAGAGAGGUGCCUCUGUAUGUCACAGUGGGAAGCUUUAAGAGAAUGUUGCAUCAGACAUGCCACACCCUUUUGUGUGACUUUUUGUUAACGACCUUUUUAUAUCCACCAACAUUACAUUCAGUUUCCCUGUGUAAACUCACAUUUCAAAUAAAAAAAUGGGCAAACCG
Molecule: messenger RNA, 3882 nt
Organism: Osmerus eperlanus (European smelt)
Lineage: Eukaryota; Metazoa; Chordata; Actinopteri; Osmeriformes; Osmeridae
Gene: slain2
Product: SLAIN motif family, member 2
Exons: 10
Coding region: 254-2128 (624 amino acids)
Biological process (GO): cytoplasmic microtubule organization; positive regulation of microtubule polymerization; microtubule nucleation
Cellular component (GO): microtubule plus-end
Source: RefSeq, a predicted model, not a curated record